This is a messenger RNA of Gongylonema pulchrum, 645 nucleotides long. NCBI's taxonomy places the organism in Eukaryota, Metazoa, Nematoda, Chromadorea, Rhabditida, Gongylonematidae. The record is from the annotation of a GenBank genome assembly.
AUGAGUGAAGUGCUGAUGUCUCGUUCUUCAGAGAUGGGCGAGGAAAAUAGCCAGAAUCCGAUCACCUCUGUUAUCAUUGUUGCCGAUAAGAAUCGAUGUCCUCAUGGAUUCUCAGCUAUAACGAAAACAUACGAUGAACAAGGUGAUGCCGAUCUGUGGCGCGAAAGUUCGUUUACAUUUUUCAGUCGUCCCGUGCGAUACUUGGCGAUUACCAGAGAUACUCCACAAAACACUAUUGGUGCGCAUGUUGUGACAGAUUUAUGCGUCGUGAAAGAUUCCGAUCCAAUUCCGAUGGGAUUUAUAGCCAUUGAUUAUACAGCUGAUUCAAAGGAGAAAGCGUUGCGCAAGAAAUAUUUGUGCGUUCGGACGGUAGCCCGAGAGGCAGUUGUAGAUGCGGUCGGUGAAAUUAUUUUGCUAAGUAAAAUGAGGAAGCCACCAAGAAAUUAUUCUUCAGCUGGCGAAGUGGACGGCAUUUUGAUAUGCUUUAAACACAUUGUAAUUCCUUCAUCAUUCGGCAUGACAAUACCUCGAAGCAGAUCUGCUGGUACUAAUGUCCUGACAAUAAAAACGGGCCUGAAACGAGGUGUUGAAGAUGUUCCGUUCAAAUUAAACCCCCUUGUAGAAAGUACCAUGGUUAAAGACAAG